Messenger RNA from Brassica rapa (field mustard), 1407 nucleotides. RefSeq lists its product as uncharacterized. Lineage: Eukaryota; Viridiplantae; Streptophyta; Magnoliopsida; Brassicales; Brassicaceae. Gene Ontology annotation, molecular function: nucleic acid binding; RNA-DNA hybrid ribonuclease activity. The record is from RefSeq and is a predicted model, not a curated record.
AUGACCUCGCCAUUAAGAGCUAAUCCUGCAAACAGUCCAUCAUAUGUAUGGACAAGCAUUUUCGCCGCAAGGAAGCUCUUGCUUCUAUGGAUCAGACAGAAGAUUCAUUCAGGUUAUGAAGUCAAAGUGUGGGAGGAUCCAUGGAUUCCAACGAUACCUGCUAGACCAGCUACACCUGUAGCGCCUGUGAUGCACCCGAAUAUGAGAGUUAGUGACCUCAUUAAUCAGGAAUCGAAGGAAUGGGAUGCAAGGCUAUUAGAGGAUUAUGUCCAUCCCGAUGACAUACCACUUAUGCGUAGUAUGGCCAUAAGCUCUACUCAUCGUCGUGAUACUUUAUGCUGGAACUACACGAGGAAUUGCCAAUAUACAGUUAAAUCUGGAUACUGGGUUGCUCAAAAUCUGUUGAAGCCAGAAAAGGAAAAGGAAAUACUAGAACCAAGUAUCACAAAACUGCAAGCCUUUGCUUGGAAGUUGAAAGCGCCAAGGAAGAUGUGCCAUCUUAUAUGGCAAUUGAUAACGGGCCAGGUGGCAGUAACAAGGAAUCUGGUAAGGCGUAAUAUAAGGUGCGAUAAUUAUUGCCCAAGGUGUGGAGAAAUAGAAGAAUCUGUGACUCAUGCAAUAUUUGAAUGCCCUCCAGCAAUACAAGUAUGGUCCUUAUCAACAACUCCUACAAGUCCAGGUACAUUUCAAGUGUCAAGCAUCUACACAAACAUGGAUUAUCUAUUAUGGAGGAAGAAUGAUAUCGUUGAACCCGGCCGAGAUAGAGAUCCUUAUCCUUGGAUAAUAUGGUAUAUCUGUAAGGCUCGUAAUGAUAAACUUUUCAGGGGAAUAGACAGAGAUCCUUUGGAACUAGUUCGAUACGCAGAAAGUGAGUGUCAAGCAUGGUUUAAUGCAAAUGAGACGAUACCACCAGUAGUACAGGCCAUCAAUAAUGAGGAAAACCAAGUCUUAAGCUUGGGUAAUAUUUCUCUGGUAGAUGGAUCUUGGACAGCUGCUGAUAGAUUUAGUGGAUGUGGAUGGGUCUGGAUGGAUAGCGGGGAGAACAUACAACUUAUGGGAACACGGAAUUUCAUUCGAUGUGAUUCAGCAUUGCAUUCAGAGGUAGAAGCACUGCGAUGGGCGAUGGAGAACAUGCUUCAACACUCGCCAUGCCAAAGCUUUGGAACAGACUGCAAGGAACUGAUUGCAAUGAUAAAGGAACCCCAGGAGUGGCCAAGCUUCGCGACAGAAUUGGAGAAGAUAGAGACGCUGCAGAUUUGUUUCCCGGAAUUUGAAAUCACCCAUGUGCCACGAGUGCGCAAUCAGUAUUCUGAUUUUUUAGCUAAGACUGCUAGAACCUUUCGCAGAGAGUUACUUUUCAUUAGUUGUUUUAUUUCGGUCUUGUUAUCCAGACCACCUCAAGCUUGA